Camellia sinensis is the source of this 875-nucleotide messenger RNA. Its product is annotated as dirigent protein 22. NCBI's taxonomy places the organism in Eukaryota, Viridiplantae, Streptophyta, Magnoliopsida, Ericales, Theaceae. The record is from RefSeq and is a predicted model, not a curated record.
GUAUAACUCUCACCAACUAUCACCAAUUGGCUAACUGAGAAAAUUUCACUAUUAUUAGUUUGUAUUUGGUGAUUUAUAUAAAGCAACAUCCAACCAAAUACCAUUUGGUCCUCACCUCUUUUCCUCUUUAUUACCCCCCAUGGCCAAAACCACCCCAACUCACACCUCCACCAUCUUCACCAUCUUCUUCUUCUCCAUCCUCAUAGCCACAAAAUCUCAAGAAUUCUCAAGAAAACUCUCUCAGAAAAAACUAGGGCUCAAAAAAGAGAAGUUGAGCCACCUCCACUUCUACUUCCAUGACAUCGUCUCCGGCAAAAACCCUACGGCAGUCAGAGUUGCACAGGCAGCCAUGACAAACAAUUCAUCAACCGCGUUCGGGGCGGUGGUAAUGAUCGACGACCCAUUGACAUUAAAGCCGAAACUGAGCUCGGAAGAAGUGGGAAGAGCACAGGGAAUCUAUGCCUUUGCAGCACAGAAUGAGUUUGGUUUGUUAAUGGUUAUGAACUUUGCUUUCACAGUAGGGAAGUACAAUGGAAGCACUCUUAGUAUUUUGGGCCGGAAUCUCGUGUUAUCGAAUGUGAGAGAAUUGCCGGUGGUCGGAGGGAGUGGAGUGUUCCGAUUUGCGAGAGGGUAUGCUCAUGCCGACACUGUUUGGCUUAACAUGACUAGUGGUGAUGCUGUGGUGGAGUACAAUGUCUAUGUCUUCCAUUACUGACCUCUGGUUUUGCUUUCCCUGUCUUUAGAUUAUAUUAUCGGUAAAUUAUUCCGUUGUUCUAUAUAGUUUGAUCGAGAGAUCUAAUUAGUUUCAAUUUCAUUACAUUUAUAAUUAUGGGGCACUUUGAAAGCUAAUUAAAAGCCAAUUUUGGCUUUUAACA